UUUCGGACUAGCACUUGUAUGUAAGAUCAAAUAUAAAGCCAGAAGAGGAAGCACAUUAUAGAUAAAUAUAGUACAAGGUGAGGCAGUGAGAUAGCAUAAAUUUAAGUGACACGUCUAUAAAAUCAAAUAUAUUAUGGUACAAGCUGAAAUAUAAUCGAGAACAAGUAAGAACUCUCUGGUGCAAUCUACCACACAACUAUGGCUUUUCUUCCGAUCUCCGAAAUAGCCAGAACAAUGAACACGGAGAUGACUAUUGUCUCUAAACAAAAAAAUCUGGUCAAAGAGUUGCUGAUUGACAUUAAUAAAAACCUUGUGUCCGAGUCUGUUCUUGAUCAGUGUUGUAUUUACAAGGUGCCUAGAAGGAUUCGAAGAGUAAAUGAAGAACUCUACACUCCGGAGUUAAUUUCAAUUGGUCCUCUUUACUAUGACGGACCAGAAUUAACUGAUAUGGAAAAGAAUAAAAAACAACAUGUGAAAGACUUUUUUGCACGAACAACAAAAGAGAAAAUAGAUGAGAUUGUAAGUUUCAUCGAGAACAAAGAAGAACAAAUUCGUGCUUGUUACGCAGAAGAAUCUCAACUUGAGAGUCAUGGUUUUGUUAGGAUGAUUUUCUAUGAUUCUAUCUUCAUCAUAGAGUUCUUCUUAGCUACUGUACAUGAUGUACCACGGGGUGCAGAGUCAGUUAACCGUACUUUACAAAUCGACUUGCAAUUAUUUGAAAAUCAACUUCCAUUCUUCAUCCUCAAGGAAAUAUACGAGUUAGCUUUUGUUGACAAGGGUGACAUGCCUACCUUCAUGGAGCUUUCUUUUCAUUUCAUUGAGGGUGAAGAAAAGCAAGAAAAUCCGAAAUUAUACAAAAUAAUCUCCGAGAUGGAAGUUAAACAUUUCACUGAUUGGAAAAGAAUCACUCUGGUCAAAGACUAUCCAAAAGAAGCGACAAACAUGGGGUGGGUUGAAAAUUUACCUUGUGCAGUAAAGUUACAUGAGUCAGGGGUAAAGUUUAAGGUUAUUGAAUGUGACAACUUGUUAGAUAUAAAAUUCGAAGAGCGAAAGCAUCUAAUCCCAUUUCUUAAAGUCUAUGAAUUGCAGAUACCACAACUAAUAGUAAUUGACGAUACUGAACGUGAAUUCAGAAACAUUAUUGCUUUAGAGCAGUGUGUUUAUCCAAAUAAUGCUCUGGUUAGCAAUUAUGUUGCACUACUGGAUUAUCUUAUCAAUACUGAGGAGGAUGUGGAUUUGCUUGUUAGAAAGGAAAUUAUUUUAAAUUUUCUGGGCGACAAUGCUUCAGUGGCAAAAAUGUUUAAUAGACUUAAUCACAAUGUACCUAUAAGCCCAUCACCAUACUCUGACAUAUGCAAGCAUCUCCAAGACUACUACAAAAAACCUCAUAACAGAGCCAAGGGACCUUUGAAAAGAGUAUAUUGCAGCGAUCCAUGGAGAGGCACAGCAACUGUCGCAGCAAUAAUACUCUUGUUUCUUACUGUCGUACAAACCGUAUGUUCUAUUUGGCAAGUUGUGUUAUUUUAAUUGAUAAUUGUAUUAGAUCCAGAAUCUAUUUGUAUUACUAUAAUAUUCAGUGUGAAGCUCCUUGUUUUAAUAAGAAUAUGCGUUUGUAUACUUUCUAGUUCAA
Mangifera indica (mango) is the source of this 1630-nucleotide messenger RNA. Its product is annotated as UPF0481 protein At3g47200-like. The record is from RefSeq and is a predicted model, not a curated record. Lineage: Eukaryota; Viridiplantae; Streptophyta; Magnoliopsida; Sapindales; Anacardiaceae. The transcript has 2 exons. The coding region runs from base 199 to 1527 and encodes 442 amino acids.